UCUGASUUCGAGAGGGUAAGGAGGUGCAGCUGCUUGCAAAGAGAACUGCCCCAACUGCGUGAGGUAUGGAAGGACGCCGAUUCACGUCCGAGCUUAUGGGGGAGUAUGACRACGCCAUGGAUUCUGAUCGGUCAGGUGUAGAGGACAUCGCUGGCACUCAGAUGGACCGAGGUGGAGGUGUGCAGCGUGGCUCGGCACGGCAAUGGCCGCGCACGCCGUUCAGCAACGAGGGAUUCCAGCCCGGUGCACAACAAUGGCAGUACACAUCGGCUCCACCUUCGAGCUGGGGAGGGCAAGCGGGAGGUGGAGCGGGAGCGGGUGUUCGUGGUUCUUCAUCCUUGUAUGCUCGCCAAGCGGUGCAGAUGCAUGACGAGUCCAUCGGUGUUUACCCGCCCGCCGAACUGCCGUCUAGCACGUGCGGAGGAGCGGUAAGCAACGACGAUCCGUCUGCUGCAUGGGCACCCGGGAGUUCGCAGGGUAUGGCGCAUUCCCCGUACGGAUCGGUCAUGUCAUGCGGUGUUGCAGGUCCACGACCCUCAUCGCCGGGUGGAAGAAUGGAGAACGUCGUGAUGACCGAUCACACAGAAAGGCAGUCGCACGUUCCCGCAAACGCUUAUCCACAGCCCCAAACCAUGCGCGCUCAGGUACAAGGUCCAGUGCCUGCACGUUUGUCUGAAGGUGGAUUCAUGCAUGGUCAGUCGUCGGGGUGGGGGGGUGGAUUUUCAAGCUUGGGAACAGCUGGCGGUGGAGAAAGGACUGCGUUUGCGGUUGAGGGGUGGCAUGGCGAGACAACUGCGAUGCAGUUCGGUGAUGAGGCCGUUGCUUCUUCCACACCUUCUCGGUCAGGGGGGCCUGCAGGCAAUGUCACGGGCAAAAGGACAGCGGACGAUGCUGUCGGCGAAGGUUCAGUCAUGCGGGGCGAUGUCGGUCGAUCGGCGGAGGAUACGGCAUCGGGGCAAAAGAAGCAGCGUGCGAGGAGGGCGCCGAGGGCGGAGGGGGGGAAGAAGAACAACCCGUGGACCUUGGAGGAGCGGAUAGCGUUGGGGAGGACUUGCGUGAAAGACGAUGCCCUCAUGGCCGACGCCAACGGCGUGCAUAAGCACAAGACGCGUGGCAAAAGAUACGAAUGGAUCGCAGAUCGAUUGAAGGAGGAGGGGUACAACAGGACAGCGGAGGACUGCAGGAAGAAGUGGACGAAACUCAAGGAGAUCGUUAGCCAGAUCGGGGACAAGUGCUACAGGUCUGGGGAGGCAGGGUACUUCAACAUGACCACAGAGCAGCGAAGGGAGAAGGACGUCUGCACAACGUUCGAGGAGCCUCUUUGGGAUGCGAUGGAGUGGUGGCGAUUGAAGAAGUCGUACACGUGCGACGCCACUUUCGCUUCAGAGGACCUGGCAGGUGGAGGAGGGAGCGGAUCGGGGCGCAGCGGUGGCGGUAGUGAUGGGGGUGAAGGUGGAAGGGGCAACUUGUCGGGGCAGGGCCAGGGCGGGACCGGACCGGGGCUUGCUGGUGGAGGGAGCCGAUCGGGCGAGAUCGGUGGAGGGAUCGGAACCGGGGAAGGAGGCGUAGGAGGCGGUUCGACGAGGGGUGGGGGUGUUGCAUCCGAUGGCGGUGGCACGGACGCUUCGGACACGAGUGGCAGGUCGCGCAGGACAUCGUCGGGUAGGGUGCGUGGCGACGCACCCGUAUCCUCAUCUUCGACGAAGACAGCCAUGCAGGACUCGGCGAAAACUCUUUGCGAAGGUCUCGACAAGGCUUCCGGAACACUGGCUCGUGCCACAUGUACGGGAGCGGCUAUGAUGUCCACGAGGAUCGGCAGAGCUGUCGCGGGUGCCAUGCACGAGGGGAACGCGCUUCUGCAAACCCUCAUAGCAGUCAUGGCCGCCAGAUCGUCAAACUCCACACGAGGCAGAGGAGACAACGACCCGUCAUAAAAGGGACUGGCCGAUGUGGACAGGUGUCAGACCCG
Molecule: messenger RNA, 1969 nt
Organism: Chara braunii
Lineage: Eukaryota; Viridiplantae; Streptophyta; Charophyceae; Charales; Characeae
Source: the annotation of a GenBank genome assembly